This is a messenger RNA of Scylla paramamosain (green mud crab), 2851 nucleotides long. RefSeq lists its product as uncharacterized. NCBI's taxonomy places the organism in Eukaryota, Metazoa, Arthropoda, Malacostraca, Decapoda, Portunidae. The record is from RefSeq and is a predicted model, not a curated record.
UCUCCAGCGGCCACCUCCAGUCAGUGCUCAUCUAGACGUGGUCGAGGGAGGGUGUGUGUCAGUGGCUCCUGGAAUUAGUCAGAGUCUAAGUGCAAAUUUCGAGGAAGGAAAGUUACGUGGGAGAUUCCAAGGCCUAAUAAAUUCUCAGGCGGCGCCGCGGCAGCAGGCAGCAGACAGCGCAGCAGGCAGCAGGCAGCAGGCAGGUGCGAUGCAGGGCAGGCCGCCGCGCGCCCUGCAGGCGUAGGGCGGCAGCAGACGCAGGGUGAUGGGCGUGGGCGGCAGGGCGGCAGGAUGACGAGCAGUGACGUGGCUGCCGUGGUGGGCGCCGUGCAGUGGGGGGAGGAGGGGUCGUACCUGAAGGAGGUGGCGGGGCGGUGUCCCAGGCCGCAGCUGGCCAAGGUGAUCAAGGGGCAGUACCUGGGCGUGGGCGUGCCCACCCUGGCCAACCCCUCGCUGGCCUCCACGCUGCUGCUGGUGCCGGCGGGCAAGUGCCUGCGCGUGGCGGCGCAGUGCGUCAAGUUCAAGGAGGGGCGCCGCGUGGUGCCAGCGGGGCCGCGCCUCGCCAUCCCUGAGUCCUACGACGGCUACUUCGAGAUCCUGAGCGAGGACGGGCGCGCCGUGCGCUGCAUGGAGAGCGUGGCGGAGCUGGCGCGCCGCUUCCCGGACUCGGCGCUGGUGCGCGAGAGCGUGAAGGCGUACGUGUCGCGCUCCGACGACGUGGACACCAUCACAGAGAAGGCGCGGCAGGUGGCGGCGGGCGAGACGCUGGUGGUGGUGGGCGAGGUGGUGGGGUCGCGGGGCGGCGCGGGGGGACGGGGUGCGCGCUUCCUGCGGUGCUUUGACCAGGCGGGGCAGAACGUGUACCUGCCGUGGGAGGCGCGCGGCAAGUUCUCCGCCAUCGCCAAGGAGGACAACAUCAGCGGCGUGCACAGCAUCCGCAACCUGCUCAACAAGCGCCUGCCCCUCAUGGUGCGCGUGGUGCACGGCAAGCCGCCCCUCGGCGCCAAGGCCGCCCACCACUUCCUGCCUGAGCUGCGCCUCUUCGCCGCCUACAGCGAGGAGCCGCUGGCUGCCAUGCCGCUGGGUAAGGACGCGCCGCUGCUGCUCGUGCCGCCCUCGGCGCCCCUCAAGCUGGCGCACGCGCGCAACGCGGACCAGGUGGAGAAGAGCAAGGAGUUCCUGCGCCUGUGUGAACGCGCCGCCGCGCUGCUGGGCGAGGCGGCGGACCGCAUGCACGUGUACGACACCACACUGGGGGGCAAGGGCGGCGGCGGGGGGCCGCGCGACCCCCGCUUCGCGCAGUGGCCAGAGCCCUCCAAGCCGCGGCUCAAGGCGCACCACCACCACCACCACCACCCCCGCCAGGCGCCGCGCCGCGCCCGCCCCGCCCCCGAGACACGGCCCGGCGCGCCCCCCGACGACUACGACGAGAUAGACCAGAUCUACGACUACGUGCGUGGCUUCGCGCCCCUGCCCAAGCACAUCAAGUCCCCCUACGCCAGCAGCGACGCCGCGCCCCCCUCGCGCCGCGCCUCCCAGACCUCCGCGCCCUCCACGCCAGACAAGGGGGACGCGCGCCCCACGCCGCCCCCCAUCGAGACCAUCCCCUCGCGGCGCAGCGACCCACGCCCCCCUGAGAAGCUGUCCCCCUCCGUGCAUCCCGCGCUCAUCUCCGCCGCGCUGGACCGCGCCGCGCACCGCAGGGUGGAGAAGCGCACGCGCCGCCCCGAGGACAAGAAGGCGCCCGCCACCGCGCCCUCCACGCCCACCACGCCCCAGGCCACGCCCUCCUCUCCUGACACCCCGGCACCCACGCAGACCCCCUCGCAGCCCGCCUCUCCCCCGCCAGACCUCACGCCCUCCACGCCCACGCCGGCCACCACGCCCACCGCGGCGCCUAACAAGCUGUUCGUGAAGGCGCCGCAGCAACGCCCACACAAGUCCCGCGUGCUGCGCCACAAGUCCGCGUCGCCAGUGAAGGAGGCGCUGCUGGAGGUGACGGGAAGCAGCGCCCCCACCGCCAGCCCCGCCACCAACAACCCAAGCCUGCUGGCCGGGUCUGGGGCGGGCGUGGGGGGCGGCAUGGGCACCUCUUCUCCCUCCCCACUCUUCAAACUCCGCUACAAGUCCCUCACAAGCCUGGCGUUGGACUUUGACACCCUAGACUCCAGCAUCUCUGGGGGAACCUCGGCAGACAGCGGCGGCUCUGGCACCAUCACUGCCAAACUCCCUGAGAAGCGAAGCAGGCGACUCACGCGUCCCAAGAGCCUCACCAACCUAGCGUGGGACUCCAGGGACAACUUGGGGCUUUCAGGGACCUCAAGGGCGCUGCUGGAGGCCGAGAAGCACCUGAGACUCCAGCCAGGGGUGUACCGCCACGUCAGGGACACGCCGGGGAUGCUGGCGGCGACCUCAAGGCUGCUGGCUGGACAUAAGAAAAUUGGAACCUUGUACUUGUGAUGAGGUUACAUUCCAAGAGUUUUUGUGUGAAAGAAAGAAAGAAAGAAAUUAAAGAAAGUGAGAAAUUAAAGAAAGUGAUAAAUGAAAGAAAACGAGAAAUUAAAGAGAAUUAAAGAAAGGGAAAGAAAACAAACAACAAAUAAAUAAACAAAUAAAUAAAUACUCAAGAAAAUAAAAAAAGAAAGAAAGAAAGAAAGAGAAUUAGAGAAAAUUUAAAGAUAGUGAGAAAGAAAGAGAGAAAGAUUGUCUGUGAGAUGUCUUUAAUUAAUGUGUUUGUUCGUUUGUCUGUUAAGUGCGUUGUUUUGCUUCCUCGCUCACAUUAGAGAUAAGAGAGAGAGAGAGAGAGAGAGAGAGAGAGAGAGAGAGAGAGAGAGAGAGAGAGAGAGAGAGA